UCAACCGCCUCAAUCUCCUGCCUUCCCGCCAUCACCAAUGUCUCCAUACCCAGGUCAAGCACCACAAAAUCAAUGGAGUCAACCGCCUCCUCAGCAUGGGGCCAAUCACCACAGUCCCAGUAUGGCCAACCUCCGCAGCAAUAUGGACAGCAACCCUACGGCCAAUAUGUUCGUAAUCCCACACGUGGCCUUCUGCUGUGCUUCCAAUGAUACCUUGUUCGAGACGAUGCAGAGGACCACCUCAAGGCCAGCAGUAUGGCGGCCCCCCACCACCUCAGGGUCAGGGAGGCUUUGGAGGACCUCAGGGCGGUCCACCUCCGCUACAGCAGGUGCAGGGCAGCCCUGCUGAGGUCCAAGCCUAUAAGCAGCUGCUACAGGACUGCAUCAACGAGAAAGGACUUCAAACAUUCUACCCCCAGGGCACACCAGUCCUCGACCAGAUUGCACAGCAAGCCGCCGGAAAGAUCAACCAGGUCAUCCAGCGCUGGCGCGUGCAGAAGGAGAUUGCCAACGAUAUCGUGAAGCUGGCUCUGUACGACAUUGUUCUGUACAUCGAUGACAGUGGAUCCAUGCAAUUCGAGGAGGAAGGCUCGCGUAUCAAAGACCUGCGUCUUAUCUUGGAGCGUGUCUCAUUCGCCGCCACCCUGUUCGAUGCUGACGGUAUCUCGAUUCGUUUCAUGAACACUGAUCUUUCCUCUGUGCGUGACCAGCAGGGCCGCCCUCUCCAGGAUGGUGUUUCCACUGAGGCUCAGAUUGAGCAGAUUAUGCGUGGUGUUCAGUUUAAGGGUCUCACCCCCAUGGGAACUUCACUCCGCAAGAAGGUCAUUGACGAGAUCAUCCUCGGCAAGGCUGCUCAGGGCCAGCUCAGGAAGCCUGUGCUCGUCAUUGCCGUCACAGACGGUCAGCCUGCUGGCGAACCGCAGAACGCUGUGUUCGAUACCAUCAGAUACGCGUUCGACACCCUGCAGCAGAGGUAUCCACAGUACGGUCGUGGCGGUGUUGCUUUUGAAUUCGCCCAGGUCGGUAACGACGAGAUGGCCAAGAAGUUCCUUGGAAAGCUCGACGAGGAUCCGCAGAUUGGUCCUAUGGUCGACUGCACAUCCAACUACGAGAACGAGCAAGAAGAGAUGUCCCGCGCCAACCCUCCUGUCGACCUCACCCCCGACCUAUGGAUCAUCAAACUUCUCCUUGGUGCCAUCGACCGCUCCUACGACUCUAAGGACGAGAAGACCAACCCCGCACCCGGCGGCUACGGCGGUCCCCCAGGUGGCGGCUACGGCGGACCUCCCCAGCAGGGUUACGGCGGCCCACCUCAAGGCGGCCAGUACGGCGCUCCCCCGCCAGGUCAGUAUGGUGCGCCCCAGGGCCAGCAGCAGUACGGACAGCCACCUCAUGGAGGCCAGUAUGGACAGCCACCUCAGCAAGGCUACGGCCAGCAGCCUGGUGGAUAUCCGCCGCAGGGUCAGCAGUAUGGUGGCCAGCAGCAGCGUCCGCCUCAGGGCGGUCCUGGAGGUUACCCUGGUCAGCAGCAAUAUGGACAGGCUCCUCAGGGCUACCCUGGCGGUCCCGGCCGUUAAGCUUGCAGGGCUUUUGAGGCCCAGGUGUGCUAGUAUACCUAUUAUGACUUGGUCCGAUAUGGAUGUUUGAGGCUUGGAAUGGGAAAUCAUACGUUGAACGCCAUCAUGAGCCAGACAGGAUAGUCUAUACUCUUGAUAGCUGAAUGAAAGAAUGAAUGAACAAUGUCUAGAAUAGUGUUUCUGAUCUUUGCUGCAAGAACUGUCAUGUCAACUAAAGUCUUGUGUACACAUGUAUUACGAAGACGAUAAGCUCAACGCAAGU
Molecule: messenger RNA, 1839 nt
Organism: Macroventuria anomochaeta
Lineage: Eukaryota; Fungi; Ascomycota; Dothideomycetes; Pleosporales; Didymellaceae
Exons: 4
Coding region: 207-1577 (456 amino acids)
Source: RefSeq, a predicted model, not a curated record